GACCGCAGUGGGAUGGGGGACGCCACGCGCGCCCUUCCGGCUGCCCACGCCCCUCCUUGCCCCAGACCCGGAGCGGAAGUGGGGGCGGGUCACGGCGACCCGCGGAAGGGUGGGGGCCCCAGGAGAGGGCUGCACGUGGCUUCUCAGGGUUCCGGGAGUUCCGAGUUAGAGGAGCAGGCGCGGGGGUCUGGGGGCGCACAGGUCUCCGGCCGGGCCGGGAGGGCCAGAAGGGCGAACAGGUAGUGCUGAACCAGGGAGAAGGCAGCACCGGCCAGAGUAGGCCAGAGGCAGACAGCGUGGUGCGGGGCGGUCAGGACCGGGGUCCUGGGGUUGUGCCGCCUGCGUCAAAUCCUCGCCCCACUUCAUUCUCCCUGGGGACCUUUGGGCACAGACUGCGCCUCCCCAUGCCUCGGUUUACUGGUCUGCGAAGGGAGAGUGAUAAUGAGAGAGAGCCAGGCCCCAGAGAGGGACCACCCCUUCUGCCCCUCGGGGAGUUUAGAAUAUGUCGGUUAUUGCUAUUACUGUUUUCUCCCCGUUUUACAGAAAAGGAAACUGGGGCUCAGGAGGUUUCAGUCUGCUCUCAGAGCUGAAGCUGGCUGUGCCCUGGGGCCACAUCGCUGCCAAAGCCUGGGGCUCCCAGCAGGCCCACCCGGUUCUUUGCCUGCAUGGCUGGCUGGACAAUGCCAACUCCUUUGACAGACUUAUCCCUCUUCUUCCGAAAGACUUUCAUUAUGUUGCCGUGGAUUUCGGGGGACAUGGGCUCUCGUCCCAUUACAGCCCCGGUGUCCCGUAUUACCAGGAAAACUUUGUGAGUGACAUCCGGAGAGUUGUAGCAGCCUUGAAGUGGAAGCGUUUCUCCAUCAUGGGCCAUAGUUUCGGUGGUAUGGUGGGCGGAAUGUUUUCCAGUAUCUACCCCGAGAUGGUGGAUAAACUUAUCUUGCUGGACACAUUGCCAUUUGCCCUGGAUGCUAAAGGAGUAGAGGAAGUGCUGACCUACAAGCGGGGAGCCAUAGAGCACAUGCUGCAGACAGAGGCCUCCCAGAAACCCCGGCAGGUGGUCAGCCCAGAGGAGAUGCUGCAGAGGUUCCUGAAGAACAACAGUCAUGUGAGUGAGGAGUGCGCGCGACUCCUCCUUCAGAGGGGAACCACCGAGGUGGCCACAGGUCUAAUAAUGAAUAGAGACCGGAGGUUGGCUUUGCCGGAGUACAGCAUGGAUUUCAUCAGCAGGGAGCUGUUCGUGCACUCCGCCAAGAAGCUGCAGGCCCACGUCCUGCUCCUCAAAGCAAUCCAAGGAUAUUAUAACGUGAGAAGAGAGAAUGACAGUGACAGGAAUGUCAUGCUUUUUGCGAUAGACAUGCUGAAAUCAGUCCUAAAGGAGCGGUUCCAGUACAUACAAGUCCCGGACAACCAUUAUGUCCACCUGAACCAACCCCAGAACGUGGCCGGUAUCAUCAGCACCUUUCUGCUGAGCAAGGAGACAGCACCACACGAGCCGUAGCCUGGGCCUUCGGAGACCUGGUGCCCACCACCC
Zalophus californianus (California sea lion) is the source of this 1531-nucleotide messenger RNA. RefSeq names its product serine hydrolase like 2 (gene SERHL2). The record is from RefSeq and is a predicted model, not a curated record. NCBI's taxonomy places the organism in Eukaryota, Metazoa, Chordata, Mammalia, Carnivora, Otariidae. The transcript has 12 exons. Bases 503 to 1498 code for a protein of 331 amino acids.